Messenger RNA from Aspergillus wentii DTO 134E9, 712 nucleotides. RefSeq lists its product as uncharacterized. Lineage: Eukaryota; Fungi; Ascomycota; Eurotiomycetes; Eurotiales; Aspergillaceae. The transcript is spliced from 4 exons. The coding region runs from base 233 to 712 and encodes 159 amino acids. The record is from RefSeq and is a predicted model, not a curated record.
AGCUGAGACGAAGAGGUGGGGAUCAAUUCUGCAUUGGGAUAAAUAAGCGACACCAACACUGAACACAGCAUUCAAUGCAAUGAAUCAUGCAUCUUCCAGAAACCCGAUCUUGGCGGGGAAGAUCGAGAUCGAGGAGCAAGUGGAUAAAAAAUCCCAUCGACAUGGAUGACAGUUCUCAAACUGGUGUUUUGUCAGGCUGUCUCACUCUGAGAAACCACUCAAUUAAUCCCGCAUGCAGAACGCGUCUGCUGGUCCACUUGAGUACAGCAUUUUCAGUAUUUCUAAUAUGUUGCAGGAUUGGACUCCUUCCGAUUCAAAGCAAGCCAAGUUUGCGAGGUUUCAUCUGAUGCGAAAAAGGACAGGGAUGUCGACCGAAUUUGGAAUUAAUUACCAUUUCCAUCAAGGAGAAGCUGAACGGGAGGAUGUGGAUAAAGGAGUGGAGCUCGAUAGUGUUCCCAAGUUCCAACCCCCUGGGUCAAAGGAGAUGAUAUUCAUGGCUGUUUUAUGGGGUAUUAAAAAUACCCCACGUGUUCACUUCAGUGUAGAGAAAUCUCCGACUGAAUCGAGUAACCUCAACGAGCGCAGACAACGAGAUGACUGGCUGUGUUUUGGCUGCAUCUCGGGCCUUGACAUUAGUCUGCUGCAGAAGAACAGGGAGAAAAUUCUGGAACAUUUCAGGGACAGAAUACAGAAUGGUGACUGGUUGUACUAA